GCUCUGGCGGAACUGAUGAAGAGAGUAAACAAAAAAACACUGGCAGCUUGGGUUUCUCCUCAACACGGGAUCUGAAAGCUGCGAAAAUGACAAACGUGUACUCUUUCGACGGGGUUCUUGUGUUUGGGCUUCUUUUCAUCUGCACGUGUGCUUACCUGAAGAAGGUCCCUCGUCUGAACAGCUGGCUCUUGUCUGAAAAGAAAGGUGUCUGGGGAGUCUUUUACAAGGCUGCAGUAAUAGGCUCGCGGCUCCACAUUGCUGUGGCCGGGUCCUGUAUGUGUAUGGGAUUUUACCUGAUUUUUCUGAAGUGACCUGGAGGAAUCGCUCUCUUUGGACACUGGACUAUGAACACCAGUGAGAAUUCAGUGCUGGCGAGUAUCAUCGGCUACAGGAGAGAGACAACUCCACCUGCGGUUUAGCACCAAUUUAAAGUGCCCCCCUAUUAUGGGCAACGAAAGGUUCAACAGGUUGACAUGCAUGCAAGGACAAAAAAACACUUUCACUGUCUUAUAUGCACUUAUUUUUAUCUUACUUCCUCAACGAUUCCCAAACGAUUUGCUCAACAAUUAAUUUUUCCUACCCCGUCCUGUGUGUGACACUAAUCUGCGGUGAUUGGUCAGCUUGGUCUCAUUUUCAUGUCAUCAUGUCUGUAAUGGAUGAUAAAGCAGUGUUUGUGAGCGCAGUGCUGCUGUGUUUUACAGUGUUACUGGUGAAGCAGCUGUUUUUACCGCUCCAAAAGCGCCACCUAGUGGCAAAGAAUGAAUUUGCAUUUUCAUUCAGACCAACGAGAAAAGACCAACAAGUGAGCGGGGAAUAUAUGCUUAUAUUUCAUGUUGACUUCAACAUA
Messenger RNA from Carassius carassius (crucian carp), 847 nucleotides. Its product is annotated as protein kish-B-like. Lineage: Eukaryota; Metazoa; Chordata; Actinopteri; Cypriniformes; Cyprinidae. The transcript is spliced from 3 exons. The coding region runs from base 87 to 311 and encodes 74 amino acids. The record is from RefSeq and is a predicted model, not a curated record.